UGUGCGGUAGCGCCUGCCCCUUUGCUAGCCGCCGGGGCCCGUCCCGGUUCGGGGAGUCCACUCGUCCGUCCGCAGUCGUGCUGGGGAGCCUCGCGGGCCGGGCUCGAGAAGCCGUUCACGCCGGCGGCAGCGGGGGAUGGAAACGGGGAACGCGGACAGCUACUCCCUUCAGCAAGCUCAAGCAUUUUAUACCUUCCCGUUUCAACACAUGCUGGCCGAGGCUCCUCUGAUGGACACCGUGAGCCAACAGCCAAUGCCGGCUGAAGUUCCACUCCCAGCCCCCGCCCAGGAGCUUGCGCAAGAAGCCCGAAAAGGAAGAAAGAGAAAACCCAGAACAACAGAACCCAAGAAGCCAGCCGAACCCAAAAAGCCUGCCACACCCAAGAAAUCCGGCAAGUCCGCAAAGGCUAAAGACAAACAAGAGAAAAUCACCGAUACGUUUAAAGUCAAAAGGAAAGUAGACCGCUUCAAUGGGGUGUCGGAAGCUGAGCUCCUGACCAAGACUCUCCCCGACAUCUUGACCUUCAAUCUGGAUAUUGUGAUUAUUGGCAUCAACCCAGGACUCAUGGCUGCGUACAAAGGCCAUCACUACCCUGGACCCGGAAACCACUUCUGGAAGUGUCUGUUCAUGUCCGGGCUGAGCGAGGUGCAGCUCAAUCACAUGGACGACCACACCCUGCCUGGGAAGUACGGGAUUGGAUUCACCAACAUGGUGGAGAGGACGACUCCGGGCAGCAAGGAUCUUUCCAGUAAAGAAUUUCGUGAAGGCGGACGUAUUCUAGUGCAGAAAUUACAGAAAUAUCAGCCACGAAUAGCGGUGUUUAAUGGAAAAUGUAUCUAUGAAAUCUUUAGUAAAGAAGUGUUUGGAGUGAAGGUUAAGAACUUAGAAUUCGGACUACAGCCUCAUAAGAUCCCAGACACCGAAACACUAUGCUACGUCAUGCCGUCGUCCAGCGCCCGGUGCGCUCAGUUUCCUCGCGCCCAAGACAAAGUGCAUUACUACAUCAAACUGAAGGACCUGCGGGACCAGCUGAAGGGCGUGGUGCGAAACACAGACAUUCAGGAGGUGCAAUACACGUUUGACUUACAGCUCGCCCAAGAGGAUGCAAAGAAGAUGGCUGUGAAGGAAGAGAAGUACGACCCGGGCUAUGAAGCAGCGUACGGUGGUGCUUACGGCGAGAAUGUCUGCCAUCGUGAACCGGGGAGCUGCUCUUCCAACGGGAUCACAGCCGAGGGUGCAGAAUUACCUGGAGAAUCAGCGCUGAGUGACAAUCCAAACGGGCAGUGGAUGACCCAGUCAUUUACAGACCAGGUCCCCUCCUUUAAUAGCCCCUGUGAAACGCAAGCCCCGGAAGAAGGAAACCAGGCCUAAGGAUCGCGUUUCUCAAUGCUGCUGAAAUGCUGCAGUUUUAAUGCAGUGGUCAAGACACGGAAGUGUUUUCUCAGUGCUCUGUGUAGUGGUCUAGUCGUAGUCUGCAGCAGUUGUGUAAUAGACUCAACUGUGUGAAUUGGGUAGUUUGGAAGAAAGACAUGGGGAUUUUUUGUAUAUGAGUUUUUGUAUUUGAAUUAACCAUCAUUCCAGUGUUUUAUAAACUGUUCAGUUAUGAAGAUACUGAUUUUCUUUGGAGAGCUACUUUUAAUCUGUAAUAUUUAAACACAACAGUCUGAAUAUUUAUAGUUAAAUUUUAACUCACUGUGGCUAAAACUAGAAUACACCCUUAUCCCUUUUAUGCCCGAGAAGGGCAUGCUGAUGAGUGAUCACUGGGGAGGAGGCUUUUGCAGGUGGAGCCAACCCUCCGCGGCGGCUCUCUGGGCAGUUUCUAGAGGUGUGGGGGUUCUCUGCAUCAUACACUCAGACCUCUGUCUGACCGGUGGCGAGCAUCUGAGGCUGGCUUGUUCUGGGGAGGUGGAGUUUGGCCUUGCUGCUGCAAAGCUCAACCGACCUUACCUGGCGAGGCAUGGUGCCCUGGCUUUGGCGUUCACCCUGUCUGUGUCAAGCCUCUGCUUGGCAGCAAUGAUUCUUCGGAGAUGGUACGUCCCAGAGGGUGCAGUAGACCUUGUACAUUUUGCCACUCCAUUGCUCUACUUGAGACCUAAACUUGAAAGCAGAGGAACCGACCUUCUCACUCCACAUCUGUCCUCUUCUCAUCUUUCCCUCCCUGGUUUUGUGGCUGUGACGUGAAGUGGUAAGGCAGGCUGAUCGAGACAAUGCUGGAAGGGUUUGAUGAUCUUAUAUAAACUGGUGCUUUUUAUGAGUGUGAAAUGUACAUAAAUAUAAAUUUUUUCUUGAUAACCAGUAAUUUAAGAAACUUUGUUCUCAUUGCUGUUGGGUCCUGUGGGCUCCGUGUGCCACACGGGAAGGGUCCAUGACGGGGGCUUGUGUGUGAGUGCCCUGUACAGCUCUCCUUGGUGCUACAAGCUUGUCCGCAGCGGCUGGGUCUGUGGCUCUGAAGAUGCAGUGUGCUUUCACGUACUCCCCAUCAGCCUGAAUGUGCCGGUGUCAGACUGACGCAGGGAGCAUGCUGUAGUUUUCAAUAUGAAAUGUUUUUGAGGCUUCCCCCACCCCUGGGCCACACACGCACAGAGGAAAGGCCCUGUUCUCUUUAUAAUAAGAGAAGCAAAUUCUUGUGGUGAAUCUAAACAUGUCUUCUAGCUGUGGCUGUGGUAGAACUUGCUCUCUCUGCAUCUAGGUCAAGGCAGUUCAGUCCUCGCGUGAUUUAAAUGAUGUACUGUACUGCUGUUUACAUGGGCCUUCUGUGCGGGUGCUCGGAAGUGCCUUGCGUCAGGGAUUAGGAGCAACUGAACUCUUUUUUCAUGGGAUUCUGUAAACCAUGUAACUAGGUUUUGCUUUGGUGUACAAUUAUUGUUGCUUUCCGAUAGAUUUGAUUUCUCUCUUUUCAUUUGAGUGGAUGAAAUACCCGUUUAAUUAUGACAGGCAUUCUCCAGAGAGUGGAAUUGAAGAUUUUCACGAACAACAUGAAUGCAUAGUAAAUGUUGGCUUGAUCAUGUACAUGACGGCGUGAGACUUUGUCAUUCAAUAAUAGGGAAAAGGUUUUUCAAUUCAUUUUAAAGUCUGAUGGUUUUUACAAUAAAGAAUAUUAAGAAUGCA
Molecule: messenger RNA, 3109 nt
Organism: Echinops telfairi (small Madagascar hedgehog)
Lineage: Eukaryota; Metazoa; Chordata; Mammalia; Afrosoricida; Tenrecidae
Gene: TDG
Product: thymine DNA glycosylase
Exons: 10
Coding region: 137-1372 (411 amino acids)
Biological process (GO): base-excision repair, AP site formation
Cellular component (GO): nucleus
Molecular function (GO): mismatch base pair DNA N-glycosylase activity
Source: RefSeq, a predicted model, not a curated record